Molecule: messenger RNA, 3125 nt
Organism: Neurospora crassa OR74A
Lineage: Eukaryota; Fungi; Ascomycota; Sordariomycetes; Sordariales; Sordariaceae
Product: integral membrane protein
Exons: 4
Coding region: 482-2305 (607 amino acids)
Source: RefSeq, a predicted model, not a curated record
CCAUGAUGGAGGCCGAGCUUUGCUACUAGGUAUCCUCCCUUCCCGAUCUGUGAUCCCCUACCACAUACCCUUGACCAUGCACAAGCUUCCCUGCUCUUCUACGGGGUGCCUCCAUGGAGCGAGCAAGAUAUAUCAUUCUCGUCACCAUCAUGUUAUGUUUUUUUUUUUCUAGCCCGUCUCUUUUACUUCCGAUCCUGAUAUGUCGAUAAAAACCCAAAAACCCCCCUGUUUGCUGUCUAUGUUUUGAUAGCCACUACUCGACUCACCUUUGUCCACAUUGUCCCUCCAUCACAUUCACCCCAGUAGAUUGGGAAGACCGACCGCUUCCGAUCUGCUCAUCCUUAACCUUCUCUGUCACCACCUCGCCAGCCUCGCUCAGUUGAAUGUGCUCAUCUUCAUUCCAUCUCAAAAACUAGACCCAAGUUUCUGCACUCUGACGUCGUUCGUCAUAACGACCGAAAACUAGACGGAUUUGGGCCAGAUGAAGUCCGUUACUACAAGGCCGCUGCUUGCAGCGCUAACUGGCGCCGCGGUUUUCGGACUGCUCGUUCCGACUGUCCUUGCGCACGGCGGCGAUGAGGGCGGCCAUAGCGGUCACGGGGGCAUGGAAAUGACUGAUGCCGACAAGCCCCGGCCCGAAGAAGAGUACCCUCUCACGUACUUUGCGCAUCCCGAUCACAAGACCGCCAUCUACGCACAUAUCGCCCUGAUGGUUCUUGCCUGGGUGUUCAUGCUCCCAGUUGGUGUCAUGCUCUCUAUUGCCCGUUCACGGUAUAGGCUUUUGGCGCAAUUCGCUUUUCUCGUGACCAAUGCGGGCGGCAUGCUCAUUGGUAUCGUCUACAAUGCCAGCACACCGGAUCUGUAUCCUAACAAUGCCCACCACAAGCUCGGGUGGGUCGUCACCUGGCUCGUAGGGGCCCAGUUCGCCAUUGGCCUUUUGGCGAGUGUUGCAGGUGUCUUCAAGAAGCAGCAAUCCGACGGCAACAGCAGGGAGCGCCAGGGCUUCAUGCCCGUCUCGACCCAGGCCAUGGAAGAGCACAACAGCCACAUCAAGCCCGCCCAUAACGACGCUUACCGAUUCUCCAACGACAGCGGCCAGGGAACCGAGCUUUCCAGCGAUGCCCCGCGGAGCCCCUCCCUUUCGUCUAGCUCCGGUGCCGUUUCUCGACAGCCCCUCGCACUCCAAGAUGUCAACCUGCAUACCAAGGAAUAUGAUGACGGCGAGGACUCGUACGAUGUCAACUCCCACAGCGGCAGCGAGCCUCUUGGACCCAUCCUUCCUGCUUCCGGCAAGGCCGUCUCUAUCAUCAACAAGAUUGCCGAUAAGAUUUCUGGGAAAUUCUGGAAGGUUUUGAUCCUAGCGUACAAUGUGGUUGACCGGGCUAUUUUGCCCCUGGGUUUCGUUGCAUUGUGCACUGGUAUCGUGACUUAUGGCCGUUUCUUUGAGGGCUCCGGUAUCUUCUCUGGUCUCGCUCACUGGAUUAAGGGCGGCAUCUUCUUCUGGCUGGGUAUUUUCACCCUUGGCCGUUGGGCCGGCUGCUUCGGUGAAGUUGGUUGGGCUUGGAACGUGCGCCCCAAGCAGGCAGGCCAGAAAUGGCGACCCUCUGCCGAGUUUGUCGAAAGUGCCUUGAUCUUCACCUACGGCGCCACCAACGUCUUCUUGGAGCAUCUCGGCAACUGGGGCGGCGCAUGGUCGGCUCAGGAUCUGGAGCACUUCUCCAUCACCAUUCUCUUCAUUGGAGGUGGCCUGUGCGGCAUGCUCAUCGAAUCUGUUCGCAUCCGCGACCUACUCAACACCACCGUCACCGAGGAAUCCCGCCAGCAGCAUCACUUCCAUGACGCGGAAGUCGAAGACUCCGAAAGACGCGAGCCCGAAACCUACUCCUUUAGCAUGAACCCCAUCCCUGCCCUAGUCAUCCUCCUCCUCGGCAUCAUGAUGUCCUCGCACACCCAGGACAGCAUGAUCUCCAGCAUGGUGCACAAGCAGUGGGGUAACCUGCUCACCGGCGCCUCCUUCGCGCGCGGUUUUACUUAUGUAAUCACCUACCUGAAGCCGCCCCGGUCCGUGUACCCUUCGCGCCCGCCGACGGAGCUCCUUACGGCCUUUGGGUUGAUCAGCGGCGGCAUCAUCUUUAUGGCUAGCGCGGGCGACACCGUCAGCGGCAUGAUCCAUUACCAGCUUGAUGCCAUGUUUACGUACACCGUCACUAUGGGCUUGGUUGGGCUGCUGAUGGCCUGGGUCAUUCUGUGUAUUGCGCUCAAGGGAUGGGCGGUUCGCAAAGAGGCGGGGCGGUAUCGUAAUUGAAAGGGCGUUGAUCAAGCUCGUUUCACGCGACCCAGAUUCUUUUUUUCCGAGAACACCGCUCGCGCACCCUACUUCAAUGCGGUGCGAUAUACAACCUUGCAAGUAGGGUGAGUCCACCGGACCAUGGGGACUUUUUUGGUUCUUCCCGUCUAAGUGCCCUACAUGGCUUGGUUUUGCCAGACGCGGCGCGUUUGCUCCUUGACGAGUUUAUUUCGAGGAAUGCAGCGCCGAGUGGAUUGGUUAACGAGGGCGUUGACCAGAACAAGACAGUUGUGGAGAUUGAUGAGGAUGGUGCAUGAUACCCAGGUGGUGUUUUGAAUUUUAUAUACCAACGGGGUCGCAUCAGAUCGGUGUUUUUGUUUUUGUUUUUUUCUUCUGCAUUUCCAAAGAGAGAUACCCACCCCCCCCUUCAUACCCAUUUUCCUUCUUUUUGUGCGACAUACACAUACACAUUCGCAGCAACACACACAUACGAUCAUUUACGACACUCGCUCAAGGGAGGAUUUUACAUUGCAACUACAACACGGCGAGACAACAUCAACGAUAGAUGAGGGCCCAGAAUCGGAAUUGGCAUGGAUGGGGAUGGACUGAGAGACGACAUUAUGGUAAUGCGAUUAAUGACAAGGGAAACAAGGCAAAAAUAAUUGGGAUGAAGCCCUCAGCAAUGGACGGAUGGAUUGGAUGUAGAGUGGUAAUAUCCAUACGAUGCUGGGAAGGGCAGUCCGAGAGAUGGAAGGAAAAGUACAUGGUGCAAGUAGACGUAAAGAUAAAGCAUGAAAUGAUAAUAUGUUGUAUAUGUACUUCAAUUCCCAGGUCAUCA